Aedes aegypti (yellow fever mosquito) is the source of this 3289-nucleotide messenger RNA. Its product is annotated as trans-Golgi network integral membrane protein TGN38. The record is from RefSeq and is a predicted model, not a curated record. Bases 451 to 1878 code for a protein of 475 amino acids. The transcript has 2 exons. NCBI's taxonomy places the organism in Eukaryota, Metazoa, Arthropoda, Insecta, Diptera, Culicidae.
UUCAUCAGGUUUCACCUUAAAUUGACCCCCACUGCGAAGAAUUCGAACAACGCCACUGAUCCCAUCAAAAGUUUGAAGUUUUUCGCUCACCUGCACAUGUGCUCGCGAGGGGGGUUCAACAAUCAUCAGUCACAACAAUCACUGAUGAUGAUGAUGAAAAAAAAUCCAUGAAGUUGUCAAAGUCUUCAGGAAGAAGAGUCAGAAUUUAGUGUUGUUCAAGUGAGACACAAAGUGUUUUUAAUUGCGUUUGUAGAAAACCCCCGAUAAACAUUCAAUUAAGUGAUGUUACGCAGGUCUUUAUCGUAACACGUCAUACUUGAGAUAAAGAAAAGAAAAAAAACGGAUUAAUUCCUUAUCGAAGAGUCGAAAACGGUGCAUAUCAGUGAGCUACCGUCCGCGCAGUUAGUCAUAAAUUAUAACGGGAUCUCCUCUCUGGAAGCAAAACACAAAAUGCCGUUCCAGAAUAAUUUCGCAUCGAAAGUGGUGCUGGUCAUCGCUUCGCUGUUGGUUCACCAUGCGUUGGUUGCCCGAUGUGCCCCUCCGGGUCCCCUUCCGGAAGCAAUGCAUCCGGUGAAUCCGUCUAGUGGAAAUGCCACCUCCAACGAAACACCCCUGCUGGAUGAAAGCAAGUUGCCAUUCCUGAGCAACUGCAACGCAGACAUAAUUUCCGGAAAACUCUGCGACCUGUACCGUUCCCUGGCGACGACGGUUCUGACCCAACGCAAACCGGAACCCGUCACGGUCGAUGAGGUCCAGAAAGUGAUUGCGGAAAAGGUGGAUGCCAACAACUUCUGCGACAACUUGUCCCCAGUGCUGAGGAACAGAAAAGCGAAACAUCCGGAACUGACGGGGGAUGAUAGUCCGCUGGAAAAGGAAGUUCGUUGUAGCCUGUGGUGCGUGGCCAUGAACGAUGACAUGACGGACAUAUACGUGAAACCAAUUUGCAAGGUGUUGUUGUGGGGAUUCCAGCAGGAAGUGCUUGCGAAGGUGCUCCCGGAAGAUCCCGCCAAGAAGGUGGCGGCCAGCGUUGUGGUUCCUCCGAUGCCGGUGGAAAGUGGCAACCUUCCGGAGGUGGUCAAAAACGAUGUUUCACUAGACAAACCGGCAGAAUCUGCGGCAGUGCAGCCUAACAUCUCAGAUCCGGAAAAGCCUGUACAAAAUCAAUCCGGGUCCAAGGCAAAUGGAGCAGAGGAUACGAAAGUAUCGGUUGCAGAUGCCGCCGUGGUAAAUGCUCCCUCUGACAGUGUUGCCGUCAAAUCCCAAGCUACGACCGGCAAGGCGGUGACGACGGUUAGCAGCGUUCAACAGAAGCCUGCACCCUCGGAUAAGGAGAAUCCAGAUGAGGAUGACUUACAGGUGGAUGCCAACGAGGAACAAAACCAGCACAACCUAAAUGAUAUAAAUAAUGAAGAAGGCCUGAACAACAUAAUGGAUAACGGCGAAGAGUACGGCGAUGAAGAUGAGACCGAGCAGCAAUCGAUUCUUCCCAAGGAAAGUCCUGUAAAGGAAGGAAGCCCACUUGGAGGGCAGGACGUGCUGGGCAGCAGAGAUUCGGACGGCUUCAGUGUGGAACAACCGGCCGCAUCAGCGGUGCAAAUCGAACGAGUUGAUCCGUUCUUCGAUCAGGACGACUCGAACUUUUUCUCCUAUUUUAUGUUCAUGAUGUUCGCGUGUAUCGUUUGUUACGUGGCGUACCACAACAAGUCGAAACUGUUGGCCCUGCUGGUGGAAGGACGGAGAUCCAAUUCCGGCCGGGGAGGUUUCAGCAAGGGACGCAAACACACGGCAGCCUACCGAAAGCUGGAUUCCAACUUGGAGGAAGCCAUAACGUCCAACGCAUCGGCGAGCAGCCGAUCAACGAGUCAAAUCAUCUACUAGAGAGGAAUGAGAUUGGAAUAGGAGAUUCUUUCAAGUUCUUUUAAACGAACUGUUCAUAUGAGUUUUGAAUUUGAAAACGACUUCAUUUGGAAUCACCCAAAACCAUUGUUUUUUUUUUGUUCACGUGCAAUCAUCAUGACUAGCUUCGGCUAUCCGGGCUCUCGGUACCUCUAGCAUGCAUCCCAAGCAUAUAUUUGUGAAUCAUUUCGUCUCAUUAAACGAGAACCCCAUCAGGGUGGUCCUUCUUUGUAUGAAAAAAGGUCAAAGACACACCCUCUGGAUUUGGCUUUGGAUCACACAGAAGCUAAUUAUGGAAACUGGAGUGAAAUCGAUGUUUAAAAAUCAUGAUUUGGUAUUACAUUCGGUAAAAUUCUGUUUUUCCAAAUGACAAUUGUAAUGUUCUAACAAUUAACAGUUUUAGAGUUCUAAAGUUUGUCUUGUAGUAUUCGAUGAAACAUUUCAAAGCGUUACUAACAGACAGACAACUCUAAGGUUACUGAUUUCAAAUUUGAUGUUUACUUGAAAAUUGUGGUCAUUGGUCGCUUAUUGCAGUGUAUAGGUACAUUUGCUCUAUUUUCCGAUACAAACUUCAACCUUUUCAUUCUAAUUUCAAUUGUAAUGAUCUAACAAUCAAAUUAACUGUUGUAGUGUUCUAAAGUUAGGCUUGUAGUGUUCAAUGAAUCAUUUCGAUGAAACAUUUCAAAGCGUUACUGACAGACAGACAAUACUUGGAUUAGUGAUUUCAAAUUUCACGUUUAGUGGACUUUUGUAGUCGUUUACUGCAGUACAUAGGUAUAUUGGCUCUAUUUUCCGAUACAAGCUUGAUCGAUUUCAUUCUAAUUUUCACAGUAGCUUCUGAAAGUCCAAUAAUAAAUUUUGAAGGUGUGAUUUUGGAGUUUGAUUAUGUUUCAUACAAGGGUGGUCCAUCCUCAAAACCCAUUCAUGGUAAACUCUAAGUAAACGCCGCCCUUCAAACGCCUUGGCAUUCGAAAAAUUAGGAAAAAAAAGCGAAGCAAAACUACACAAAGCAAAUGGAAACAAUAUCAUUUAAAAAGAAACAUAUGAAAACCAUACCUACUUAUAGGUAUGACCAUAGACGCUAGUAAUAGGGAGAGUUACAUUACAUAACGUGUUUAAAGAAUGCUCGGCAGCUGCUUAACCUUGCUUAAGCUGCUUAUACUGCUGAUGCAGACGAGGUGGAAGGAUGUUGGCAAACAUGAUAAUAAUAAAUUAUAGGAAACGUGAAAAGCACGUGAAGAUAAACAAGUAGUGUUCUAAGAAUUGUGUUCCAACCGAAACCGAACGUGUACAUAACAAUAGAAAAAAAAAAACAAAUAUUUAAACAAUGCUUCACACAAACACACCAACUACAACACUCGGAUCCGUAGAGUAGAAAUAUUAAAGAUAGAAC